Molecule: messenger RNA, 704 nt
Organism: Cuscuta epithymum
Lineage: Eukaryota; Viridiplantae; Streptophyta; Magnoliopsida; Solanales; Convolvulaceae
Source: the annotation of a GenBank genome assembly
UUCCCUCUUGCAAUACCCAGAAGCUUUGGACCAGAAUAUUUAUUGAUUCAUAAAAAUAUAUUUCCCGCAAUGGCAGCCAGAUUUUCUUUUGUAUGCGUAGCAAUUCUGGGAAUGCUAGUGAUGGAAGCUAUGGCGGCUGAAUCUGCUGAUUCAGAGACAUACCCAAGAAGGCUUUUGCUCAGAGGGGCCAUAGCGGCUCCGCCGGUUCCCGGCGGUCCGGUUUCCGGGUCGGGAGAAAGAAGAGUUUCCGGGGAAGAAGCUGAAGCUCCGGAGAGUCUGGCGGCGCACCACCACUACAGUAAAUCAGUCGCCGGCGGAGAAGUCAUCAUCGGCGGCCUUGUCACUGCCCUUUUCGCGGCGGUUUAUUGCUACAUUCGGGUCACCCGGAGAAGGGUCGACGGGGAUCAACGAAGCGUGUAUUGAAUUUGUUAUUUACAGUGUCAUUUUUUCUUGUGAUAUAGUCCUAUAUUAUUACUAUUAUAUGAACAUUAACAAAAAAAAGUAUUACGUACAGUGCGUGAAUAGUUAGGUUAUUAGUGGGCAAUGUAGGUGAAUUUUGUGUUAUUUAUUGUGGCUUUUGUGGCUCUGUGCACGUGUUAGUUGAUAAUUAAUGGGGCAACAUAAUUUAUUGUUCGAUGAAUCGAAGUACUUGGGUUCAAUGUUCAGUUUGACCUGACCUAAGAAAUUAAUUUAAUCAAAUCUGG